AUGCACAAGCAACGGGCGCCCUUUGCAUUCCGCAGCACAAGCAGCACCACAAGCUCAUUCAUCCUUGUAUGCGCGCCUCAUACCGUCCACACACAAUCAGGCAUACGCAGGCAACCAACGCAGAAAGUGACCGGCAACUGCAGCGAUGGAGACCCGGUCAGCCAGAAAGCCUCCGGAGGCCGCUCUGCAAGUACGAGUGCUCAUACUGUGACUGUGAGACUGCUGGCGUCUGCAUUCUUCCCUCGGCCCCUGCAUAACACUCAGGUUUCAAGAUUCCCAAAUGCCCACUUUAACAUGCAUCCAGCAAGAGAGCAAAAACGCCGGGCGACAUGGUGCGAAAAAAGGGGGGGGAAUGCCGUGCAAUACGAGUUUAAUCUAUUUUCCAAGUAUGACCAGUGUACAAAUUCCUGUUCCCGCAAGGAUCACAAACCACGCGAGCGCUCCAAUCCGGAAGGCAAACGCAGCAAAGGUCGGCUGUGCUGGCGCCCCGGCUGCUGCUCCACAACAAACAAAAAAAGGAGAAGCUGUGGGAAAAGAAGAUUUCCUUUUGGCCAGCGCUCGAUGACUCGUAUACCGGCCGGCCAGGGCAGGUUGAUUACUUUGAGCGCCGGCGACGAGAAGCGAGCGGUGAAGAUGGCUCGCGUCGCCAAAGAACUGCGUCUAGAAGGUCGACAGGUCAUUCAAUCAAACAGUCGUUCAGCUCGGCUGGGCGCACACGCACACAUGGGUUCAGGUCUAGGCUCAGUCAGGUUCAUGUACAGGGACAGACACUGUGCUCAUACCGUGUGCGGAGUUCGGCAUGCCCUCCCACAUGGAGUCUCAACCAUCUCGUGUCUCGGCGCCGCGCGGAAUUCGUCCCAGAUCGAUGAUCGCACACCUCUCGUGCAUAACGCUGCCGUCUCACCACCCAUUUCACCCACCUAA
Molecule: messenger RNA, 924 nt
Organism: Trichoderma harzianum CBS 226.95
Lineage: Eukaryota; Fungi; Ascomycota; Sordariomycetes; Hypocreales; Hypocreaceae
Exons: 1
Coding region: 1-924 (307 amino acids)
Source: RefSeq, a predicted model, not a curated record